Messenger RNA from Haliotis rufescens (red abalone), 1029 nucleotides. RefSeq names its product cell surface glycoprotein 1-like. The transcript is spliced from 2 exons. The record is from RefSeq and is a predicted model, not a curated record. NCBI's taxonomy places the organism in Eukaryota, Metazoa, Mollusca, Gastropoda, Lepetellida, Haliotidae. Bases 1 to 1029 code for a protein of 342 amino acids.
AUGAAUUCAAGUAAGGAAUCACAUUCAGGUUCCACAGAGCUGCUGAGACCAUCACCAAACAGAACAGACACGGACAGACACGGAGCUGGUGAAACCAUCACCAAACAGAACAGACACGGACCUAGUGAAACCAGAACACAACAGGACAGACACGGAGCUGGUGAAACCACCAAACAAGAGGAUAGACACGGACUUAGUGAAACCAGAACACUUACAGGACAGACACAGAGCUGUGAGACCAUCACCAAACAGAACAGACACGGAGUUGGUGAGACCAGCACUCUACAGGACAGACACAGAGCUGGUGAGACCAUCACCAAACAGGACAGACAGAGCUGGAGAGACCAUCACCAAACAGAACAGACAGAGCUGGAGAGACCAGCACCAAACAGAACAAAGACGGAGUUGGUAAGACCAGCACCAAACAGAACAGACACGGACCCUGUGAGACCAUCACCAAACAGAACAGACAGAGCUGGAGAGACCAUCACCAAACAGAACAGACAGAUCUGGAGAGACCAUCACCAAACAGAACAGACAGAGAGUGAGAGACCAGCACCAAACAGAACAAAGACGGAGUUGGUGAGACCAGCACCAAACAGGACAGACACGGAGUGGGUGAGACCAGCACACAACAGAACAGACACGGACCUGGUGAGACCAGCACACAACAGGACAGACACGGACCUAAAGAAACCAGAACACAACAGGACAGACACAGAGCUUGUAAGACCAUCACUCUACAAGACGGACGCGGAGUUGGUGAGACCAGCACACAACAGGACAGACACGGAACUGGUGAGACCAUCACCAAACAGAACAGACACGGAGUUGGUGAGACCAGCAUCCUACAGGACAGACAUGGACAUUGUGAGACCAGUACCACACAGGACAGACACGGAACUGGUACGACCAGCACCCUUCAGGACAGAUGGCGAUCUGGUGCAAUCAGCACCCUUCACGACAGACAAGGAGCUGUGGCAGAGGACAUUUCAGUCAGGAGUGGGGGCAGGGGCAGGACACAAGUAG